Messenger RNA from Heterocephalus glaber (naked mole-rat), 1901 nucleotides. The record is from RefSeq and is a predicted model, not a curated record. NCBI's taxonomy places the organism in Eukaryota, Metazoa, Chordata, Mammalia, Rodentia, Bathyergidae.
UUGCAGGAGCUGUCAGUCUUGAUCCGACCUCCCCAUUGGUGACAGUUGGAGGCGACCUCCGCAAGUCCAUUGGACACAGGAGAGAACACGAAAGUAGUCCUUGCUCCGCUACGCCCUUUGCGCCGGAACCAGAGGGCACAGUUUGGUCAGCCCUUGGACUACUUGAUUGGCCGGGGGAGCGUUCAAAGGAACCAGGGGCGGGCUCUUCACUCUGGCUGGAGGCUGGGGGUGCGCUGAGUGGCGUAAGGAAUCCGCGAGCGCAAGUUACAGAGGAAUGGAAGCUGCGGCGGAACCUGGGAAUCUGGCUGGUGUGCGGCACAUCAUCCUUGUCCUUUCGGGAAAGGGAGGUGUGGGGAAGAGCACCAUCUCUACGGAGCUGGCCCUGGCCCUGCACCACGAGGGCAAAAAGGUAGGGAUCCUGGACAUAGACCUGUGUGGCCCCAGCAUCCCGAACAUGCUCCAAGCACAGGGCAGGGCUGUACACCAAUGUGACCGUGGCUGGGUGCCUGUCUUUGUGGACCGGGAGCAGAGCAUCUCCCUAAUGUCUGUGGGCUUCCUGCUGGAGAAUCCAGACGAGGCAGUGGUGUGGAGAGGUCCCAAGAAGAAUGCACUGAUAAAGCAGUUUGUAUCUGACGUGGCCUGGGGGGAGCUGGACUACCUGGUGGUGGACACACCCCCAGGGACUUCUGAUGAGCACAUGGCCGUGGUGGAAGCACUUCGACCUUACAGACCCUUGGGAGCCCUCGUGGUCACCACACCACAGGCAGUGUCUGUCGGGGAUGUGAGGCGAGAGCUGACCUUCUGUAAGAAGACAGGGCUGCAAGUGGUUGGGGUUGUGGAGAACAUGAGUGGCUUUGCCUGCCCACACUGUGAGCCCUUGUCUCCUAGGAAUGUACCAACAUCUUCUCCAGGGGCGGUGGAGAGGAGCUAGCCCAGCUCGCUGGAGUCCCCUUCUUAGGCUCUGUACCCUUGGACCCUGAGCUCACCAGAAGCUUGGAGGAGGGUCAUGACCUCACCCAGGAGUUCCCCAAGAGCCCUGCAUUUCCUGCACUCACCUCCAUAGCUCGGAAAAUUCUGGACAGGUUGCCUGCUCUGCUCUCCUAACAGCCCCUUCACAAGGGGCUUUACUCACAGCCUCCAGGGCUUUCCACAUCCUGGUGGAUUCUGGGACCUGCAGCAAUGGUCAGGCACUAUGACUGAGUGUCACCUGCCUGGCCCUAUCCUUGAAGGGGUUUUGUCACAAGUGAUGCACACUGACAGUAGUUCCAUCUGGCUGGCCUGUGGCUGAAGGACAGCUCAGGCCUGGUACCAUUUUUGUUUUUUGUUUUGUUUUGUUUUUUGAGACAGGGCCUUACUAGUAGUUUAGGUUGGUCUUGAACUCACUGUAGCCCAGGCUGGCCUGAAACUUGUAGCAAUUCUUUUGCCUCAGCCUCCCAAGUGCUGGGAUUAUAGGUGCGCAACAUCACACCUGGUUGGACCUGGUGCCUUAAGAUAGUGGUGGUCUUAGCCAACAACCCACGAGGCUUUUUCCAGGUCUAGUGUCCCAGACUGACUAACUGCUCCUGACAACUGGGCACCCACACGGUUCCCAAGCUGGCCCAGGCCUUCUGCCAUUCUCUGGUGGCCUGGGCCCCAUGAGUACUCUGUGCCAUCAGGGCAGCAUUCCAUAAUGCGGUGAACUGGCCUCAGACAGUAGAGGAAUCUGCUGUUAAAUGUAUCCCACUGCCUUGAUCAUGAGUCUGACAUUCAGCUCUGUCCCUGGUGAUGACAGCAUUUGCUUUUUAAGCAUUCCAUGACUAGACCAGCUGCUGUUAGUUUUAUUGUUGCAGCCCCCUGAUGGGUGAAAAUGUUUCUCCGUCUCAUUUGGGGGAGCUUGACAAGAUUUUGAUAUUGGAAACCUA